Molecule: messenger RNA, 5234 nt
Organism: Pimephales promelas (fathead minnow)
Lineage: Eukaryota; Metazoa; Chordata; Actinopteri; Cypriniformes; Leuciscidae
Gene: magi3b
Product: membrane associated guanylate kinase, WW and PDZ domain containing 3b
Biological process (GO): signal transduction
Cellular component (GO): cell-cell junction; cytoplasm
Molecular function (GO): protein binding
Source: RefSeq, a predicted model, not a curated record
ACUGGAGAUCAGAGAGAUCAACCGUCGCGUAUGACAGCAUCGCAGCGACCAUUUGAGGCGAUAAACACACAUUCGACGGGUUAUUUCUCUAGUAAGCUAUUAAUCAACGGCUCGUAAUGUGUGUUAAGCUGACGGUUCGGGCACAAGCAAGGAAUGAAGAAGCGUCAGACGCAUACACUCACUGACUGGGAAUCGCGUUUCGAAGACUAACCUGAGCUUCGGUCGAAUAUCUCUCAAGACUGCCGCUUCGCUGGCUCUUUAUACCCGCGAGACACUAUUUUGCCUCUAAUUCCCUUUAUAGACGCGUUUUUAUUUCGCUGUACUGGCAGACACGUUUAUCAGUGUUUCAGUCUAGUGCGCUUGAAGCUGUGCAUUUCAAAACCUGAGUGAACUUAACAGGUAAACAGUUUUACUUCAUUCUUCUAUCGAUUGUUGUUUACUUUUGAUAUUAUUUCCCAUAAUGUAGCUAUAGUAUCCUCGCGCAUUCGUUUAGGACAUUUUGAUGAUUUGAUCAAAUGUUGUCUUGAACUAAUAUGGAGUUGUCACUGGCUGGAUGGCGUUUCACAUCCGCGCGCUGUCAUCCCCACACCGGGUAAAGUGAACGACGCACCGGGGAAAAAAGGCUUCAAAACCUGUUAACGUGGAACUGCAGUGAAACUUAAAGGAUAAAGAAUGUCUAAAACGCUGAAGAGGAAGAAACACUGGUCCACUAAAGUGCAGGAGUGCGCCGUGUCGUGGGGAAGCGUUGGGGAGUUCGGUGAUGUUGUGGAGAUCCUUGGAGGCGCCGAGCUCGGGGAGUUCCCGUUCCUCGGUCAGAUGAACUUGGACGUGCUGGUGUGUCACGUCGGGAGACUACCGUACUACGGGGAUGUGUUAUUGGAAGUGAACGGGACACCUGUCAGUGGGCUGACGAACCGAGACACGCACGCGGUGAUGCGCCACUUUCGGGAGCCGAUUCGAAUUAAGACCGUCAAACCAGGUAAAGUGCUGAACGCUGAUUUAAGGCAUUAUCUUAGCCUGCAGUUCCAAAAAGGAUCAAUCGACCACAAGCUGCAGCAAGUGAUCCGAGACAACCUGUACCUGCGCACCAUUCCAUGUACCACUCGGAUGCCCAGAGAUGGGGAGGUUCCAGGAGUGGACUAUAAUUUCAUCAGUGUGGGGGAUUUUCGCAUCCUGGAAGAGAGUGGAUUGCUGCUGGAGAGCGGAACGUAUGAUGGUAACUUCUAUGGCACACCCAAACCUCCUGCGGAGCCAAACUUGAUUCAGCCGGACCUGGUGGACCAGGUUCUGUUUGAGGAGGAUUAUGGCUCUGAAGUCCAGCGAAAGCGAACCACCUCUGUCAGUAAGAUGGACCGAAAGGACAGCGUCGUCCCUGAGGAGGAAGAGGAUGAGGAACGGCCACAGCUCCCAAAUGGCAUCCCAGAGAGGACAGAGGAGUGGAGGAAAGCAGUGCCCAGCUACACUCAGUCCAGUGGUGGAGGCAGUGCAGGAGGCAGCGGGACACUGGAGCUCCGCACCUGGAGCUCUUUACCCAGAGACGACAGCCUGGAGCCCCUGCCCUACAACUGGGAAAUGGCCUACACCGAGACGGGCAUGGUCUACUUCAUAGACCACAACACAAAGUCGACUACGUGGUUGGACCCUCGGCUGGUCAAAAAAGCCAAGCCCCCUGAAAAGUGUGAGGAUGGAGAACUUCCGUACGGAUGGGAGGAGAUUGAUGACCCGCAGUAUGGCACAUACUACGUUGAUCACGUAAACCAGAGAACCCAGUUCGAAAAUCCGGUUCUAGAGGCCAAGAGGAAACUCGGUUUGGACACUGCAGUCGCAACCCAGACCCAACAGAGGGCAGCACCUCCUCCAGGUGGAGCGGCUGGUACACCUGGAUUCACACGGGACGCCACCCAACUGAAGGGGGAGCUGUAUCACACGGCUCUCAGGAAGAGCCAGCAGGGGUUUGGUUUCACCAUCAUUGGUGGAGACCGACCUGAUGAGUUCCUGCAGGUGAAGAACGUUCUCUCUGAUGGCCCCGCCGCACAGGACAACAAGAUGGCCUCUGGUGAUGUUAUUGUGGAAAUCAACGGCACACUUGUCUUGGGCAAGACGCAUGCAGAUGUGGUCCACAUGUUCCAGUGCAUCCCAAUUAACCAGUACGUGGACAUGGUCCUCUGUCACGGAUACUUGCUCCCCCCUGACGUGAAUACGGACAGCGAGGACCUUCCUCCUCCUCCUCCUCCUCCCCCUCCGACAGGAGAGAUCGUAACCGCGGUACCCCUCAUCAACGGCCAGCCGCUGCUGGUCAAAGGUGACGCCCUCCACGGUUCCUCCCAAGAGCUUCACUAUGUGACCACAGAUGCCAACGGGCGGCCGGUGGUCGCUGCGCUUCCGGGAGGCAUCAGUGCCAACGAUAGGCCGGAGACGGGGAUGCUGCAACCGGAGCUGGUGAGCGUUCCAAUCGUGAAGGGGCCUGGAGGAUUUGGCUUUGCCAUUGCAGACUGUCCGUUGGGGCAGAAGGUGAAAAUGAUCCUGGAUGAGCAGUGGUGCCGAGGACUGCUGAAAGGAGACGUGAUAAAGGAGAUUAACAGGCAAAAUGUGCAAACGCUGAGCCACGCGCAGGUGGUGGAUAUACUGAAGGACCUCCCUGUGGGGAGCGAGGUGAAUCUGUUGGUGUUGAGAGGAGGUCAUACAUCACCAGUGAAGAGUUUACGACCUAGACCGGGGAUGAGUGCCAGUACUGAGACUCUGGACCGUUGCCAUGACAUCAUGGUUCCCCAGGCUUUGACCUAUCACUCAAACACACUGCCAUGUAGCUCUCCAAAACAAGACGCUUCCCUCCACUACAGCAAGCCCAAAGCUUUGCCGGAGAGCAUAGCACCUCACACUAAGGAGUUGGACGUGUUCAUUAAGCGAGAUCAGGACACAGGCUUUGGCUUCCGUGUGCUUGGGGGAGAGGGCUCAGAACAACCAGUCUACAUCGGUGCCAUCAUUCCCCAGGGGGCGGCGGAGAAGGAAGGCCGUCUGAGGGCCGGAGAUGAGCUCGUUGGCAUCGAUGGCAUCAUUGUAAAGGGGAAAUCUCACAAACAAGUUCUGGAUCUGAUGACUAACGCAGCACGUAACGGACAAGUGCUUCUUUCAGUGCGCAGGAAGGUCAUUUACAGAGAUGCCCAAGUGAAUGUUGGGAGCGGGGCAAUGACACUUGUGAAUGGCUCACCCCGGCUUCCCCGUAUCCAGGUGCCAAGUGUUAAGGACCAGGAGUCAUUUGAUAUCACACUCCAUCGUAAAGAUAAUGAGGGCUUUGGAUUUGUCAUUCUCACCUCAAAGAGCAAACCGCCACCUGGAGUGUGUGUUGCAGUGAUUCCUCAUAAGAUCGGACGAAUAAUCGAGGGCAGUCCAACUGACCGCUGCGGGUUGUUGAAUGUGGGCGACCGCAUAUCCGCUGUGAACAGUCAGUCCAUUGUGGAGCUCUCCCACAACGACAUUGUUCAGCUCAUCAAAGACGCAGGGAACUCAGUCACGCUCACCGUGGUUCCUGAGGACGAGUACAAAGGUCCGCCCUCAGGAGCAAGCUCGGCCAAACAAAGUCCAGCACCUCAGCACAAGAUUUUCAAAAACACUCAGGAUGAGAGAUAUAAUUUGGAUAUGGAUGAGAUCAGGGAUGAGCUCAUCUGGACGGAGUAUAAAGCUCUUCCCAUGAGUGAACAGGGAACGUUGUGUGUCGCCAACUCAAAACAGGGCUGUAUUGCGGUUGAGUUGGAGCGCGGUCCUCGUGGUUUCGGCUUUAGUCUGAGAGGGGGAACAGAGUAUAACAUGGGCCUCUACAUUUUGCGUCUGGCUGAGGAUGGCCCCGCUCUACAAGAUGGCAGGAUACACGUUGGAGAUCAUGUAGUGGAGAUCAAUGGAGAACAGACACAAGGCAUUAGUCACACUAGAGCCAUUGAGCUGAUCCAAGCUGGAGGAAACAAAGUGCUACUGUUACUGCGACCACAAGCCCUCUUAGCAGAGAACAGUUCUACAGGAGAUGUUAUCCUUCCUGAUCCGCCGGAAUCCAAAACUUCCAACGUUCCUCUCAGUUCUCCUCUCCUUCAUCCAUCAUCCACCUCAGCGAAGAAGGGAACACCAGACCUGACAAGCUCCUUGGAUCUGGCCUGCGAGGAUCCUCGCACUAAAGACAGCAAGAGGGAGAAAAGUGCCAAACCACGAAACACCAGCUCUUCCAGAGUCUCGCAGCAACGCCGCAUCAAGAGUCGUUCCGCAGAGAAUCUCCUUGAUCUCGGAGAAACAGAGAAACCCAAAAGCUCAUCCAAAGACAAAGCUCGCAGCUACAAAGAAAAUCUGAAACAAAGCACUCAAGACUCCCACAAGAACAGAAAGUCCUGCCAACACAGUCGCUCAGUCAGCCCCCAGAAGUCAAAGCGUGAAGGACAGGAAGUGGCAUUUGGAGAAACACAGGGACAGAAAGGGGAACGCCGUGCAAAGGGCACACUGAGCGUGGACCAGAGGAAAGGUGAUGCUGAAAGGAGGAAAAAACAGGAAUCUAGAGGAAGGAAGCGAAGUGAGGCCCAAGAACGGGAGGAGAGUUUGAGAACUGAGAGAAAAGCGAGGAGCAAAAAAGAGGAUGAAGCGGUUGAGCCAAUAGGGGAGGCUAAGCUCAAAAACACCCAAAAGAAGAAAAAACAGGAGGGAGACAUGAAGAGCAAAAAAACAAAGGAGAAGGGAUCUUUGAGGGAUCAAAGGGAAGAAAACAAGAAGGAAGUGAUUACAGACAAGGAUGAAAACAAAAGAGAAGGAAAUGAGAGUGAACACCCGAAUGACGUCAUUGUCACCACAGAUGCAGCUUCAGUUACCACUAGAGAGAGUCAAGUGUUUGAUCAGCCAGGACCCUUAAACCAUGGCCUUUGGAAGAUUCCUAGUUAUGCACGCAUUCUCACUCACGAGGAAGUGAUGCGAGAUGUUCACGAGCAGAUCGAGGAUGCUUGGGAAUAGAAGGUCUAAGACCAGAAACAUAUGCAUGUACGUGAAUGCAAACUCUUCUAGCUAAGAUUUCACACAUUGACUAGGUUUACAUCCAGCCAAUAACCCGUUCAAAACCUGGAUAUUAGCAAUAACCCGGUCACGAACGGCCAUGUAAACACAGGUAAAAACCUGAAUAUUGCUCAUAUCCCUGAUUUUAAAAACCGGGAUAUGAUACCCCUUUUCUAACCCGAUUUUUUGGUCAUGUAAAUGCGUAUCGGCAUAUC